Molecule: messenger RNA, 1750 nt
Organism: Symsagittifera roscoffensis
Lineage: Eukaryota; Metazoa; Xenacoelomorpha; Acoela; Convolutidae
Product: fibronectin type 3 and ankyrin repeat domains protein 1-like
Exons: 4
Coding region: 317-1408 (363 amino acids)
Biological process (GO): regulation of apoptotic process
Cellular component (GO): nucleus
Molecular function (GO): protein binding
Source: RefSeq, a predicted model, not a curated record
UUUUCCGGCACGUGCUCUAAAUUUGGACUUUUAAUACCACAUUGAAGAGACACAUGCAUAUAUUCUUACCUAUGCAGUGAAUCAUUACAAUGGCCAGAAAUUUAAUCAAAAAAUGCACACAACAACUUGCAUUAUUGAAGCUACAAGAAGCGAGAAAUUUAUUUUGAAGAUUCAUUAAAUAUAAAUUAAUUCUAAAUAAUAAAUUGAACAAUUUUAACCUGAAUUAUUUUUGGUUGUUUUUUGCUUUUCACUAUAGCAUUAUCGAUAGCAUUACAGAAUUAUUAUCGAGCUAUUGUAGCGAGUAAGUUUGUAGAAUAUGGGGAAAACGUCGUUUGUUUUCCCUGACAAACCGGACCCCCCGAUGGUCGGCAAAGUGACCCACAAGAGCAUUGAGUUGUUCUGGAAUCAUGUGCAGAAGCAGUACUACGGGGGUGAGAAGGGAGACUUCAGACCCCGCUUCUGCAUCCAGGAAGAGGACCAGAUCAAAGGGUUUGGCUCUGUCUACACUGGCUAUGGAACUAGUUUCGUAUUUGAUGGACUCGAUGCCAGAACCAAAUACAGAUACAGAAUACAAGUCAUCUACGGGAACAACGAUCAAACAUCGCCCUGGAGUCGCAUAGUUGCAGUUAGUACCACUGAUCUCCCCCUCAACACAGACCACUUGCAUCGGGCCAUAGUGCGGGGGGACAUACACGCCGUGAAAAAGGCGCUCGGAGACCAAGUCUGCCACGUGGACGCACCAAACAAAGAAGGCUACACUGCUUUGAUGGUUGCGACUAUGAGUGGCAUGCUUCAAAUUACACAGCUCAUAUUGGACAAAAAAGCAGAUGUCAACAUCCAAUCAAAAUCAGGCAAAGAUGCACUGAUGUUGGGUUGUUUUGAAGGUUACAUGAACAUAUGCAAGGCUUUGAGGAAGUACGGGGCUAAACUGGACCAGAGAGACAAAGGUGGAAACACUGCCCUUCAUCUGGCAACGGAUGGGGGGAACUUGGACAUUAUCAGAUGGCUAGUAGCAGAAGGCGCUGACGUGGACGCACGCGACACGGUGUCCGGGUGGACUCCCCUGUUGAGAUGCACAGCCAUGUCGAGUAAUGUGCUUGCCGGGCAGUGUCUCAUACAACUGGGGGCGGAUGUGAAUGCCACUGACAAGGAGGGAAAGACUGCUCUCAUGCUGGCUGCCAUCAAGACCAACUCCCACUUCGGAAAGAUACUCCUAGACGCAGGAGCUGAUUUUUCGGUCAAAAGUGCUUUCGGCAAAACGGCUGCGGAUAUGAGUGAAGCAACAGACAACAAACAGAUUGCGAAGAUGAUUGGGGAACUGAAACGCAUUCUUCACGAGGAACAACUGCAGAAGAUGACUCAAGAUGGCGAUGGGGACACUUUAGAAAUAGAAGUACCGCAAAACUGAAACUUGAAAACGCCACGUCAGCUGUGAAAUAUUUUUAUCGAAAAUUAAUUGACUAAAAAGACAAACUGAAGGAAAAACAAAGAUGACUUUGAAAACAUUGUCUGCAAAAGUAUGUCACAGAAAGCACAACGAUAAAUAUUUCACCAACAUUUGUGUCUGUUUUUUUUUCCACAAUCGAAUUUGGUUGACUUGGUUUGCACCACGACGGCAAACAGCAUUCUUUAGUUUUCUUUCUUCUUAACUCAAUUUGAUAAAUUGAAAAAUAUUGAAUAAAAAUUUGUAGAUGAAAAAUUAAACAAUUUUGUAUCUGUCUUGCUUAGGUUGAAUUCAAUUUUCUCUGUA